AUGGUUUACCUUCCACCUUCGAUUACAGGAGAUCCCCUCACGGCGUAUCUUGUCACAGACCUUACCAAUGACGAGUUAAAGACUAUCAAGUCAGCCUUUGAACUCGGCGCUUGUUCCAAGUUCUCACCCUUGCUCGAGUUGAAGAUUGUACGCGCACCCGAAGACUACUGGGGAAAGUCUCACCAGUACAUCCGCGCCCAAGAGAAUGAAGCUGGUAGAGAAGAGGCCUUUGCAGUUAUCGACGAAGAAGCCAAAGAGAGAGGCGCAAUUUGGUACAUUGAUCAAUUCGCGGAUGAAGACGAAGUUAAAGAAGGCCAGGCCGAGAGUACCGAUGUCGUCUUCAGGAUCCUGAUCCAGACUGAAGCCCUUGCUCUAGCGCAAGUCAACUACGCCAUUGCCAACUCGAGUAUCGUAGAAGACCUCGAAAAUUGCGCUGUGGACCUACCCCUCACAAAUGACUUCCAUCAACCGGAUCUGCAUGAUUGUGGUGGAUUCGAUUGGGUUGAGCAGCAGAAACAUCAGGAUACGUGGGUCACGGCGGAGCCUGGAGAAUAUGAGGAGAGCACUGCUGAUGAGCGUCGCGACAAUUACAUGCCUCGUCCUGAUAAAGUAGCAAGGCUCAAAGAAGAUGUCGCUAAGAGUAUUGGGCUGGUCAGCUCCUGGGCGAUUCCCAGCCAAGCUAGGACUAUUAAGUAUCAUGAUGGGACGAAGAAGGAGUUUCCGCCUGGAAGUGUCGUACUGCAGCAGAGAUAUGAUCCUGACUUUGCCUGGCCAGAGUAUCAGUGGCCUGAGGGAUCUUUAUAG
Molecule: messenger RNA, 804 nt
Organism: Fusarium pseudograminearum CS3096
Lineage: Eukaryota; Fungi; Ascomycota; Sordariomycetes; Hypocreales; Nectriaceae
Exons: 1
Coding region: 1-804 (267 amino acids)
Source: RefSeq, a predicted model, not a curated record